Messenger RNA from Lobosporangium transversale, 300 nucleotides. RefSeq lists its product as hypothetical. The record is from RefSeq and is a predicted model, not a curated record. The transcript has a single exon. Lineage: Eukaryota; Fungi; Mortierellomycota; Mortierellomycetes; Mortierellales; Mortierellaceae. Bases 66 to 266 code for a protein of 66 amino acids.
AAAAAAAAAAAAAAAAAAAAAAAGUGAAAAGUAGGUAAGAGCAAAGAUCGAAGAUCGAGUUUGAUAUGACACGAUCGUACGCCCACAGCAUUUUAAGUAUCGCAGGAUCACAGCACCCAACAGUCUCGACCUUUUUUUAUUUGUUUGUUUGCAGAAGCAAGGGUAUAUACAAUUGGUUAUGUAUAGAUAUAUACAAUGUAACAAAUAUAUCCAUCGGUAUUCUAACUAUUAUUGACCAUUUCCAUGGUAUAUCUUGCAUAGUCUAAGCGUAUAACCUCGGGUUGCAUAAGUAUACCAUCC